Molecule: messenger RNA, 3534 nt
Organism: Blastocystis hominis
Lineage: Eukaryota; Bigyra; Opalinata; Blastocystidae
Exons: 7
Coding region: 1-3534 (1177 amino acids)
Biological process (GO): double-strand break repair involved in meiotic recombination; nucleotide-excision repair
Cellular component (GO): nucleus
Molecular function (GO): DNA binding; hydrolase activity, acting on acid anhydrides, in phosphorus-containing anhydrides; ATP binding
Source: RefSeq, a predicted model, not a curated record
AUGAGUUUUGACGAUGAUGAAGAAAACUUUGCGAGUACUGUAGAAGAUAGCAACGAUGAGGACUAUUCAAGUGAUGCCCCCCUCAUCAUUCCGACAAAUCGAGAGGAAAUGGAUCCAGUUGCUCCAUAUACGACAUACCGAUUUUAUGGAUUAGAAGUAGAAUUUCCUCAGGACAGAAUUCCGUUUAGUUCGCAAAAGAGUACAAUGACAGCAAUUGUGAAAUCUCUUUCACGCAAUGAGAACGCUAUCGUAGAGUCUCCCACGGGUACUGGAAAAACCUUGGCUAUUCUCUGUUCUUCGCUUUCAUGGAUAAAAUCUACCCAACCAAUCGAAGCAACUCAACCCUCCGAAAUCCCUCCGGUUCCGGAAGCGACGCAGUCCUCCGAUUAUGAAGCCAUCGACAAGCUUCGAGAAAAGCUUCGCGCUUUGAACAAUUCCCUCACAAAGCAGACACAUCACAUUUACUACUGCUCUCGCACCCAUUCGCAGCUCGAUCAAGCCAUUCAGGAGCUGAAACGGAGCAACUUCUUGAUGUACACGCAUCGAAGCGAAGGUAGAAUCGCUCUCUCCCUUCCAGUUUUAGUAACAGAGCAGCAACGCGAGCUGUCGAUGACGGUUUUGGCCUCGAAAAGCCACUACUGCAUCAAUAAAGCCGUUCUGGAGAAUCCGAAUUUCUCCGUUGAUGAGAUUUGCGGACAUGAGCGGGAAUUGGCGUUUUUGUCGCAGGGAGAAACGGAGAAAUCCUUUGAUAUGAACUUCUGCAAAUUCCGAAAACAAGAAAGGAUCUUUGCGUGUGCGAAAUCGAUUCAUGGCGUUUUGGAUAUUGAAGACAUGAAACGACUUUGUCAGAGAAAGAAUGUGUGUCCCUAUGUAUGUAGAAUUCGAUUUCGAAUUGAUGUGAAGUUCGUAGCUCGCGAGCUGAUGACGAAAAGCCAAAUCAUUUUUGCUCCUUACAAUUACGUGAUCGAUCCGCAGAUUCGCGAUAGCAUGUCGAUCAAUCUCGCGAAAAGCAGCAUUAUUUUCGAUGAAGCUCAUAACAUUCUCACAACCGCGCGGUCGUCUGCAGGCAUGACGAUCAAGCUGCGCGAAUUCCAGGAGAAAACGAAUCACUUUAUCUCGUUUAUGAGUUUACUCAAAAUUGAAAAGGAUAAUAAAUAUCUCAGCUUUACCAAUUUGGUGGAAUUGUGGAACUCGACGCUGAAUUCUCAUUCAGACGAUUCGUUGUUUCGCUUGGAAUCAGGCGAGAGCAUGAUGAAUCUUUUGAAGUCGGGCUUCUUUCAAAACCCGUACGAUUUGGAUAUUAUCAGUAAAAACAUCGAUCUAAUCGAUGCGUGGAAGAAGGAAAUCGAUCAAAUGACCGACCAAGAUGAAUUGGGAGACAAGGAGCGGAAUUUUAUUCGCCAUUGCUUGGCUUCAAUGGGUGUGUUAGGCGUGCUUCGAAACUUGGCACGUGUUAUGACGUAUCUCUUCACAGACGCGGGCAAAUACGUCUCCGAUUUUCGCUUGCUGAUCGAGCAGGCGUUGCCCUCCAAAUCGAAAUCGAAAUCGAAGUUCUAUUCGAAGUUCUAUUCAUCCACCAAUCCGGAGCCUGCAAACGUCGAGCUCUCCAUUCUAUGCCUCAACGCAGCGAUCGUUUUCGAGGACAUCAAGAGCACGUGCUCCUCUAUCGUCCUCACGAGCGGAACGCUCGCACCGCUUUCAUCCUUUGCGAACGAAUUAAACAUCCCUUUCCAGAACCAGAUGGAGGGAAUCGCGUCCAUCGACGUGCAUCGGCAGCUCUUCGCCGCUGUGGUUCCUUCCUAUCACAACGUUUCUUUACUCGGAAGCUAUCAGAACCGCAGCAAUCCGCUGUACAUGGACGCGGUGGGCGACGUUCUGCUCGACUGUGUGCAGGUCAUUCCCGCGGGAGUUGUGUUCUUUUUCCCGUCCUACAGCGUGCUGAACCAGUUCCUUUCCUACUGGAAAAAGACCAAAUUCAUCGACCGCCUGAGCCAGAUCAAGCAGGUUUACAUCGAGCAGCGCGACGCUGUGGGUUUCAGCGCCGUUCUCACCAAUUACACCACGUUUAUGGACAAUUUUUGUACUUUUUUCCCGCCCUUUUCACGCCCAGACAAAUGCAAAGAGCGCGGGAUCCAGCCCUCCUCCGUCACCGGCGCUCUUUUCUUCGGCGUUUGCCGCGGAAAGAUCAGCGAGGGCAUCGACUUCAAAGACUACAUGGCGCGCGCGGUGAUUUCGCUGAGCAUUCCCUACCCCAAUUCCCACGCCCACGAGAUUCGAUUGAUGCGCGAAUACAUGGAUCAGCAGCACCAGCUCAAUCCAAACGUCCAGGACGGAAGCUCCUGGUACGACGAGCAGGCUUUCCGCGCGCUCAACCAGGGGCUGGGCCGAUGCAUUCGCCAUUCCCGCGAUUAUGGAGCCAUUAUUCUGCUGGAGUCGCGAUUCGGCAAUCCCGAAGUCAAGAAACGCCUCAGUCGCUGGUUCCGCGAUGAAAUCCGCGUCAGUCGCUCCGAUGCCGAGCUGAUCCGCGGUUUAAAAGCGUUUUUCGCGAGCUGUGAAAAGGCGUUUUCCGCGGGGAAUGGAGAGAAUGUGCUGGAGAGCACGCAGCCUUCGACGCAGAGGGGAGUUUCGCUGACGCAGGAGUCGGCAGUGCCGAUGCGAAUGCGCGGCGAAGAAGAAUUGGCGGGCAACUCGGCGAAGCUGCUGGAAGGACGGGAGAAUUCGAUGGGAGAACGGAGAAACGGGUCGAUUCGAUCGAAUGUUCCGCGGACGCAAAGCGAGUGGAGGGAAGAAUCGGCGGAGCCGGAGGAAGGGAUCGGGUUUUCAUCAAGGGCAAUCGACCAACAGGCACAAUCGAAGAGGAUUGGAUUGAUUUCGGUGCCGAAUGAAUCGCCAAACACGACGGAAUCGAAGGCGAUCGAUGCGUUGUCCAAACAAACUUUUUCGUUAAAACGUGACACAUCCACCACACAACUGGGAACACAACUGGGCACACAAUUGAGCACACAACUGAACACACAAAGCCACAAACGGCUUCACACCGAAUCCAUUUUGUGUCCCGUUUGUGCGCGAAAACUCGCAGAUUCGCCUUGGGAGGAAAUCGAAACCUCGCUGCAGUAUGCAAAGGAACUCCUGAGGAUGGCGCAGAUGGCGAUACAGAUGCAUGGGUAUAACGUGGAAACUGGGGAAGAGCUUGGGUCCAUCAAAGCGAAACUCCUCGACGCGGAUUCAUUGAUCCAAGGGCAUUUCUUCACGGCGUUGGCUGGUGUUGGAGAGGGAAAUAGGGAUGGAGAACGCGAUAGACAGGCUCUCUAUUAUCAUCCGAAGGAUAAAAUAUUGUUUGAUCAGAGGAAGGAAGUGAUGAUUAGAUACGAUGUGAUUUACUGUUCAUUCGGUUCGAAAGUGGUGAAGAAUGGACAAGACCCUUAUCGUGUGUUAAUUCCGAUCGGAAUGAUUUGUAAAAAGAGUGAAUUUAGUAGUAGUCUUGUGGGAAAGCUCAUUUUACUUCCUGUACCAUGUUUAACUUCUGUUGUAUAA